Messenger RNA from Physella acuta, 1029 nucleotides. RefSeq lists its product as uncharacterized. The record is from RefSeq and is a predicted model, not a curated record. NCBI's taxonomy places the organism in Eukaryota, Metazoa, Mollusca, Gastropoda, Physidae.
AUGGCCAGGGAGUACAGGAGAGCGUAUGGCCAGGGAGUACUGGAGAGCGUAUGGCCAGGGAGUACUGGAGAGCGUAUGGCCAGGGAGUACAGGAGAGCGUAUGGCCAGGGAGUACAGGAGAGCGUAUGGCCAGGGAGUACAGGAGAGCAUAUGGCCAGGGAGUACUGGAGAGCGUAUGGCCAGGGAGUACUGGAGAGCGUAUGGCCAGGGAGUACAGGAGAGCGUAUGGCCAGGGAGUACAGGAGAGCGUAUGGCCAGGGAGUACUGGAGAGCGUAUGGCCAGGGAGUACUGGAGAGCGUAUGGCCAGGGAGUACUGGAGAGCGUAUGGCCAGGGAGUACAGGAGAGCGUAUGGCCAGGGAGUACAGGAGAGCGUAUGGCCAGGGAGUACUGGAGAGCAUAUCGCCAGGGAGUACAGGAGAGCGUAUGGCCAGGGAGUACAGGAGAGCGUAUGGCCAGGGAGUACAGGAGAGCGUAUGGCCAGGGAGUACAGGAGAGCAUAUGGCCAGGGAGUACUGGAGAGCGUAUGGCCAGGGAGUACUGGAGAGCGUAUGGCCAGGGAGUACAGGAGAGUGUAUGGCCAGGGAGUACAGGAGAGCGUAUGGCCAGGGAGUACUGGAGAGCGUAUGGCCAGGGAGUACUGGAGAGCGUAUGGCCAGGGAGUACUGGAGAGCGUAUGGCCAGGGAGUACAGGAGAGCAUAUGACCAGGGAGUACUGGAGAGCGUAUGGCCAGGGAGUACUGGAGAGCGUAUGGCCAGGGAGUACAGGAGAGCGUAUGGCCAGGGAGUACAGGAGAGCGUAUGGCCAGGGAGUACUGGAGAGCGUAUGGCCAGGGAGUACUGGAGAGCGUAUGGCCAGGGAGUACUGGAGAGCGUAUGGCCAGGGAGUACUGGAGAGCGUAUGGCCAGGGAGUACUGGAGAACGUAUGGCCAGGGAGUACAGGAGAGCGUAUGGCCAGGGAGUACUGGAGAGCGUAUGGCCAGGGAGUACUGGAGAGCGUAUGGCCAGGGAGUACUGGAGAACGUAUGA